Arachis duranensis is the source of this 1411-nucleotide messenger RNA. RefSeq names its product ataxin-3 homolog. NCBI's taxonomy places the organism in Eukaryota, Viridiplantae, Streptophyta, Magnoliopsida, Fabales, Fabaceae. Gene Ontology annotation, cellular component: nucleus. Gene Ontology annotation, biological process: protein deubiquitination. The transcript is spliced from 2 exons. The record is from RefSeq and is a predicted model, not a curated record. Gene Ontology annotation, molecular function: cysteine-type deubiquitinase activity. The coding region runs from base 177 to 1211 and encodes 344 amino acids.
ACUCUGAUCUUUUUCCCCUCUCUUUCUCCUUGGCCAUAUGAUGUCUUUCUCUCUCCUGUUUCUUGCUUUUCUUUCAAACUAUCAAAAUCUCCUAACACACCACAAAUUCUAGGGUUUCUUCCUUCCUUUACUUCUUCCUUCAUGCGAAUCUCUUUCUUCCAAUUCAAUCACCUACGAUGAUGGAUGGUGCGAGCAACGGUGGCAUGUUGUACCAUGAGGUACAAGAGUCCAAGCUUUGCGCUGUGCAUUGCGUCAACACGGUGCUGCAGGGUCCGUUCUUCUCCGAAUUUGAUCUCGCUGCUCUCGCCUCCGAUCUCGAUCGCAGGGAGCGACAGAUGAUGCUCCCGGCCGCACUCUCUUCCGGAGAUUUUCUUUCUGAGGAGUCGCACAAUGUCUCCCUUGAUGGAGAUUUCAGCAUCCAGGUCUUACAAAAGGCUUUGGAAGUGUGGGAUCUACAGGUUAUCCCUCUUGACUCACCUGUUGCUGAGCCUGCUCAAAUUGAUCCUGAAUUGGAAAAUGCCUUUAUUUGCCAUUUGCAAGAUCAUUGGUUUUGUAUCCGUAAAGUGAAUGGAGAGUGGUAUAAUUUUGACAGUCUUUAUGCAGCCCCACAACACCUUUCUAAGUUUUACCUCUCAGCCUAUCUUGAUUCUUUGAAAGGCUUUGGGUGGAGCAUAUUCCUAGUAAGAGGAAAUUUUCCAAAAGAGUUUCCCAUAUCCUCAGCCGAAUCUUCUAAUGGUUUUGGGCAGUGGCUGUCACCUGAAGAUGCUGAGAGGAUAACUAAGUCUUGCAAUUCAGGGCUGACUCCACAUCAGAGAACUAAUGAGAGCCAACAACAAUUUCUUUCAUCUGGGGAAGUGGAAAUGUAUUCAGACUUUGAAGAUGAGGAACUGAAGGCUGCAAUAGCUGCUAGUCUAAUGGAUUCUUCCUCAUCUGUGGCAAAUGUCAAAGUUGAGGCAAGCACUCCCCAAAAUGAUAAUCAAAGUAGUAAACAAGUUGCAACCACUGAAGAUUUCCCACAAAACGAACAAAUAAACAAACAAAAGGAAGUUGUUGAAGCUAGUCAACCUGCCAACAACCAAAGUACCAAACUGGUGGAAGCUACUGGAGAUGAUUCUCUUCAAAAAGAUCGAAGUAGUCAAGAAGUGACAUCUAUUGUAGGUCAUAAUACUCAAGAUGAGAACCAUAAUGACAAAGGAAAAGCAGUCUUGUAAAAGCAUGUGUACUUUUAUUUGUUCUAAAUUUGUUUUUGCAAUUGAGGACAAUAAGCCAUUCCAGUGGCUCAAAGUCAUGGUGCUGUGCAGUAUACACAUUCUCAAUUGAAUUGCAUGAUGUAUAAACUAUAAGAAGAACCCUUUCAACAUUUCCACAUCUUAUUAUUAUGAUUUAUUAUGAUAGUACCAAGUUUUGACGA